This is a messenger RNA of Theileria parva strain Muguga, 804 nucleotides long. RefSeq lists its product as uncharacterized. Lineage: Eukaryota; Apicomplexa; Aconoidasida; Piroplasmida; Theileriidae. The record is from RefSeq and is a predicted model, not a curated record. The transcript has 2 exons. Bases 250 to 804 code for a protein of 184 amino acids.
UUUUAUUUCAUUGUUUAUAUUUAUUCUCAUUUUGAUGUUGUACAGUUUGUGUUAUUUUUUAUCUUUAAAGAUUAAAUUUACAGUUUGAAGAUUUAUUUUACACAUUUUAGUUGUUCGUGAUGUCACCUUUUAACCACAAAUUCCUCCAAAUAUAAUUUUUUUAACUUAUUUUUGGUUAAUUUUCACAUAAUUUUAUUUUAAAAUAUUGAUUUUAAUUGAAUUUCUUAAUGUGCAGAGAUUUGAUUUUAAAUGUAUUCAGAUGAUCGUGACACGCUCCUGACUGAGCAUUUUAAGCUCCAAAAAGAUAUCAUCGAUAUCCAAUCACAGAUUCGGAAGUUGGAGAAGACGAAUAGAUUCCUAGACCAGCAGAAUCGUCAACUUAGACUACAGUUAGACUCUCUUGCCAACGGUACUCGUCUGAAAGAACCUGAGAAAUCCCGUAGUUUAUUCCCAACCAUACCCUUGUCCCGCCUACUGAAUAAGGAAUACUUGGUUGAAACGCUUAACAGGGCAGCUGAAAUCUCUUCAGAAAUCUAUGACGUAGCCUCUGGCGAGAUUGUAAGACAUGCAAAGUGUGUUGCAGAUGAAGUCGCCUGUAAAUUAUUACCCUCAAAUCUUCAGUUAAACACUCAGAGACAGAGUUCUAUCAACUCUAAUCCGAGCCUUGAUAGUCUCAGUGAUAUGGAACAUGCGUUUUCUAGCAUAAGUGCCAUUAGCAGCGUUAUGGCAGAUGCUACGGCCAAUCUCUCAAGUAAUGAAUCAAGUGAUGCUAAUCCCUUACCUUCUGAUGAAGAAUUUACUUGA